GCUUCUGAGUCAUGUGACUGCAGAAAAGGCUAUUAUCUCAAUGAAAAGGAAACUCGUUUUUAGAGCAAGCAAUAGAAUAGAAGCAGGAAGAAUUUUCGAGUGUUCCACCAUGCUGGAUUGUCAAAGGGGGAUCUGUCUGAUCAGCGGCUAAAAAAGGAUUUGUGAGGCUAGUUUGUCAGCUAUCGUUAGACACAGAUGAUAGAGGAGACGUGCGGCGGGGGGCUCAGCAUGUGCUUAGGUUUACAUCAAGGCGUAAUGCUGGUUUGGGUUAAUAGAGCAGAUUUAUCUCUGAGGCAAUAAAUUUAUUGCUAAUUGUGGGGUGGUUUUUUUUUCCUCUGGAAGAGUGAUGUAUGGUAUUUUUAUUUACAUCACUGGUGAAGAUAAAGACAAGCUGCUGCGCUCUGGUUUGAACUGCAGAGGCUGUGGACAAUUACAAGUUGCUGAUAUGUGUUCAAGAUGAGUGGGAUGGGAGAAAAUACCUCUGACCCAUCCAGGGCAGAGACAAGAAAGCGCAAGGAAUGUCCUGACCAGCUUGGACCCAGCCCCAAGAGGAGCACUGAGAAACGCAAUCGUGAACAGGAAAAUAAAUAUAUUGAAGAACUUGCAGAGCUGAUUUUUGCAAAUUUUAACGAUAUUGACAACUUUAACUUCAAACCUGACAAAUGUGCAAUCUUAAAAGAAACUGUGAAGCAAAUUCGUCAGAUCAAAGAACAAGAGAAAGCAGCAGCGGCCAACAUAGAUGAAGUGCAGAAGUCAGACGUGUCGUCUACGGGGCAGGGUGUCAUCGACAAGGACGCGCUGGGGCCCAUGAUGCUUGAGGCCCUUGAUGGGUUCUUCUUUGUGGUGAACCUGGAAGGCAACGUGGUGUUCGUUUCAGAGAAUGUGACACAGUACCUAAGGUAUAACCAAGAGGAGCUGAUGAACAAAAGUGUAUACAGCAUCCUGCAUGUUGGGGACCACACGGAAUUUGUCAAAAACCUGCUGCCAAAGUCCAUAGUGAACGGGGGAUCUUGGUCUGGAGAACCUCCCAGGCGGAACAGCCAUACGUUCAAUUGCCGGAUGCUGGUAAAGCCUUUACCUGAUUCAGAAGAGGAGGGCCAUGAUCACCAGGAAACACAUCAGAAAUAUGAAACUAUGCAGUGCUUUGCUGUCUCUCAACCAAAGUCCAUCAAAGAAGAAGGAGAAGAUCUGCAGUCCUGCCUGAUUUGUGUGGCAAGGAGAGUUCCCAUGAAGGAAAGGCCCGUUCUUCCCUCAUCCGAAAGUUUUACUACUCGCCAAGAUCUCCAAGGCAAGAUCACGUCGCUGGACACGAGCACCAUGCGGGCCGCCAUGAAGCCGGGCUGGGAGGACCUGGUGAGACGGUGCAUCCAGAAGUUCCACGCCCAGCACGAGGGGGAGGCCGUGUCCUACGCCAAGAGGCACCACCACGAAGUGCUGCGACAGGGGUUGGCAUUCAGUCAAAUCUAUCGUUUUUCCUUGUCCGACGGCACUCUCGUUGCUGCACAGACGAAGAGCAAACUCAUCCGUUCUCAGACUACUAAUGAGCCUCAGCUUGUCAUAUCGUUGCACAUGCUUCACAGAGAGCAGAAUGUGUGUGUAAUGAACCCGGAUCUGACUGGACAAGCGAUGGGGAAGCCAUUGAAUCCAAUUAGCUCUGGCAGCCCUGCCCAUCAGGCCAUGUGCAGUGGGAACCCAGGUCAGGACAUGACCCUCAGUAGCAAUAUAAAUUUUCCCAUAAAUGGCCCAAAGGAGCAAAUGGGCAUGCCCAUGGGCAGGUUUGGUUCUGGGGGACUGAACCAUGUGUCAAGCAUGCCAGCAACCACUCCUCAGGGUAGUAACUAUGCACUCAAAAUGAACAGUCCCUCCCAGAGCAGCCCUGGCAUGAACCCAGGACAGCCCAACUCCAUGCUUUCACCAAGGCAUCGCAUGAGCCCUGGAGUGGCUGGAAGCCCUCGCAUCCCACCCAGUCAGUUUUCCCCUGCAGGAAGCUUGCACUCCCCCGUGGGAGUUGGCAGCAGCACAGGAAAUAGCCAUAACUACACCAACAGCUCCCUCAAUGCACUUCAGGCCCUCAGCGAGGGGCACGGGGUCUCACUAGGGUCAUCGUUGGCUUCGCCGGACCUAAAAAUGGGCAACUUGCAAAACUCCCCAGUUAAUAUGAAUCCUCCCCCACUCAGCAAGAUGGGUAGCUUAGACUCCAAAGACUGUUUUGGACUUUAUGGGGAGCCAUCUGAAGGUACAACUGGACAAGCGGAGGGCAGCUGCCAUCCUGGGCAGCAAAAGGAGACAAGUGACUCCAGCCUGCCCCAGGGCGUGAGCAGCGAGCGACCUGACGGACAGAACAGGCUGCACGACAGCAAAGGACAGACCAAACUCCUCCAGCUGUUGACCACCAAAUCUGACCAGAUGGAGCCUUCACCCUUGUCCAGCUCUUUGUCGGACGCAAACAAGGACUCCGCGGGUAGCUUGCCUGGCUCUGGGUCGACACAUGGCACCUCGCUCAAGGAGAAGCAUAAGAUUUUGCACAGACUCCUGCAGGACAGCAGUUCCCCGGUGGACCUGGCUAAGUUGACAGCGGAAGCCACAGGCAAAGAGCUGAGCCAGGACGCCAGCAACACGGCUCCCGGCUCUGAGGUGACUAUUAAACAAGAGCCCGUGAGCCCCAAGAAGAAAGAGAAUGCACUACUGCGCUACUUGCUCGAUAAAGAUGAUACUAAAGAUAUCGGUUUACCAGAAAUAACCCCCAAACUUGAGCGGCUGGACAGUAAGACAGACCCUGCCACUAACACAAAAUUAAUAGCUAUGAAAACUGAGAAGGAGGAGAUGAGCUUUGAGCCUGGUGACCAGCCUGGCAGUGAACUGGACAACUUGGAGGAGAUUUUGGAUGAUUUGCAGAAUAGUCAAUUACCACAGCUUUUCCCAGACACGAGGCCAGGCGCCCCUGCUGGAUCAGUUGACAAGCAAGCCAUCAUCAAUGACCUCAUGCAACUCACAGCUGAAAACAGCCCGGUCACACCUGUCGGAGCCCAGAAAACAGCACUGCGAAUCUCACAGAGCACUUUUAAUAACCCACGACCAGGGCAACUGGGCAGGUUAUUGCCAAACCAGAAUUUACCACUUGACAUCACAUUGCAAAGCCCAACUGGUGCUGGACCCUUCCCACCAAUCAGAAACAAUAGUCCCUACUCAGUGAUACCUCAGCCAGGAAUGAUGGGUAACCAAGGGAUGCUAGGAAACCAAGGAAAUUUAGGGAACAGUAGCACAGGAAUGAUUGGUAGUAAUGCCGCCCGGCCCUCUAUGCCAUCUGGGGAGUGGGCGCCACAGAGUUCUGCUGUGAGAGUCACCUGUGCUGCCACCACCAGUGCCAUGAACCGGUCAAUCCAAGGAGCUAUGAUUCGGAAUCCAACAGCCAACAUCCCCAUGAGACCCAACAGCCAGCCUGGCCAAAGACAGAUGCUGCAGUCUCAGGUCAUGAAUAUAGGGCCAUCUGAAUUAGAGAUGAACAUGGGGGGGCCCCAGUAUAGCCAACAACAAGCCCCUCCCAAUCAGACCGCCCCGUGGCCGGAAAGCAUCCUGCCUAUAGAGCAGGCGUCUUUCGCCAGCCAGAACAGGCAGCCGUUUGGCAACUCUCCAGAUGACUUGCUGUGUCCACAUCCUGCAGCGGAGUCUCCAAGUGACGAGGGCGCGCUCCUGGACCAGCUGUACUUGGCCUUGCGGAAUUUCGAUGGCCUGGAGGAGAUUGACAGAGCUUUGGGAAUACCCGAGCUGGUCAGCCAGAGCCAAGCAGUAGACCCAGAACAGUUCUCAAGUCAGGAUUCCAACAUGAUGCUGGAGCAGAAAGCCCCUGUGUUCCCGCAGCAGUAUGCGUCCCAGGCCCAAAUGGCCCAGGGUAGCUACACUCCCAUGCAGGACCCGAAUUUCCACGCCAUGGGGCAGCGGCCUAGCUAUGCCACCCUCCGCAUGCAGCCCAGACCCGGCCUCAGGCCCACGGGCCUGGUGCAGAACCAGCCAAAUCAACUGCGACUUCAACUACAGCAUCGCCUCCAAGCACAGCAGAAUCGCCAGCCACUUAUGAAUCAAAUCAGCAAUGUUUCAAACGUGAACCUGACCCUGAGGCCUGGAGUACCGACACAGGCACCUAUUAAUGCACAGAUGCUGGCCCAGAGACAGAGGGAAAUCCUGAACCAGCAUCUCCGACAGAGACAAAUGCAUCAGCAACAGCAAGUUCAGCAGAGAACUUUGAUGAUGAGAGGACAAGGGUUGAACAUGACAUCAAGCAUGGUGGCUCCUAGCGGAAUGCCCACAGCCAUGAGCAACCCCCGGAUUCCCCAGGCAAAUGCUCAGCAGUUUCCAUUUCCUCCAAACUACGGAAUAAGUCAGCAACCUGACCCAGGCUUUGCUGGGGCCACCACUCCCCAGAGCCCCCUGAUGUCGCCCAGAAUGGCGCAUACACAGAGCCCCAUGAUGCAGCAGUCUCAGGCCAACCCAGCCUAUCAGGCCUCCUCUGACAUGAAUGGAUGGGCGCAAGGGAAUAUGGGUGGAAACAGCAUGUUUUCACAACAGUCCCCACCACACUUUGGGCAACAAGCCAACACCAGCAUGUACAAUAACAACAUGAACAUCAAUGUAUCCAUGGCAACCAGCACAGGUGGGAUGAGCAGCAUGAACCAGAUGACAGGACAGAUCAGCAUGACCUCAGCGACCUCCGUGCCUCCGUCCGGGCUGGCCUCCAUGGGCCCCGAGCAGGUUAAUGACCCUGCUCUGAGGGGAGGCAGCCUUUUCCCAAACCAGCUGCCUGGAAUGGACAUGAUUAAGCAGGAGGGAGACACAUCACGGAAAUACUGCUGACACCGAAGGUGGCUGGUUGCGUCUUUCUUCAGCCGACUGGGCUCACUUGCUCAAAACACUUCCCCGUCUGGAGAGCUGCGUCUACUCGUUUUGACCCUACGACCUGCCGGCCAGUUCAGCCCGAGCAAGCUCCGCAGACGGGCCUGGGCCCUGGCUCGCAGAGGGAGCGGGCUGCUCGCAGGGGGAGCGGCCCCUCCUCUCGACAGCCUGAAGCUUGCGUCCAGACAGUUGCUCAGUCUGUUCACUGCAUUCACCUUAGUGCAACUUAGAUCUGUCCUGCGAAGUAAAUGCUGACAGGCGAAUUUCACACCCGUGUCAGAUUGAAUGUAUUUAAAUGUACGUAUCUAAGGAAACGACCAUGCUCUCGUUGUGUUCCUGUUUGGUUGCAGACACUGGUUUCUCGCUUUGUUCUCCCUGGCUAACCAGUCCAGUAUAAAAGAUUCAGAUUUCAUCCGAGGGAAAGAAAAAAGAGUUUAAAAAAAAAAUUCAAACUACAGGUGUUUUAAGCUAAAGCCUGCGUUUGGGAUAAAAAGCAGGCAGAUACCAUGGACAGCGCUGUACGGACAGACACCCAACCAGUGAAGACCAAUAAAGUCACAGUUGUAUCUUUAUAGACAGCUCUCAAGACCAAGUUGGAAAGAGUUUCCAGUUACUGAACAGACGAAAAAGAGCCUGUGAGAGGGCUGUUAACGUUCACAAGUAACUUUUUCCUUUUUUUUUUUUUGUUUUUUUGUUUUUUUGUUUUUUCUUUUUUGUUAAAACCAGAUUAGUUCAUCUAAAUCGUGAAUCAAGACAUACUUUUCAUGUCCAAGCUAAGCUCUCUUUAGAUUGACCCGACAGCUUGGAUUUGCACGUCCACUUCCCCUCCUGGUCCUGGCCCUUCCCUCCCCCUCUCUGCCUUCCCCACCCAGUUCUGCCCACUUUCAUUCAUUUUUCUAAAAAAAUAAUAAAAGCAACAGAAACCAGGUAAACCCUUUAGUUCCUAAAUGUUUUGCCAGCCACUUACCAAUUGCUAACUAUUAAAUUUCAGAAGAAAAAAAAAAUCUUUUUACUGGCAAGGAAAGGAGCAAAGUUAGGACUAGGGACCGAUGACACCGCGGACACCUGCUUUAGAAGCCUGUUCGUUUGUUCCCCGACGACGCUGGCCUACAAGAUUGAAAGUCACGGUGUGUUUCAAAUCGACAGCAGAUAUCACGACAGAUGUAACCUCCGCCCUGUGUUUUCUGUUCUGUUUUUUAGCAGUGCUGACCUAAGCCGAAGUUUUGUAAGGUACCUAAAAUCCAAUUUAUAUGUAAACAAGCAAUAAUUUAAGUUGAGAAUUUACGCGUUUUAAUUGUAUAAUUUUUGUGAGGUAUACAUAUUGUGGAAUUGACUCAAAAAUGAGGUACUUCAGUAUUAAAUUAGAUACCUUCAUAGCAAUGUCUCCUAAAGGUGUUUUGUAAAGGAUAUCAAUGCCUUGAUUAGACCUAAUUUGUAGACUUAAGACUUUUUAUUUUCUAAACCUUGUGAUUCUGCUCAUAAAUCAUUUAUCUAAUCUCUAUGAUAUGCAGCCGCUGUAGGAACCAGUUCUUGAUUUUUAUAUGUUUAUAUUCUUUCUUAAUGAACCUUAGAAAGACUACCUGUUACUAAGCAGGCCACUUUUAUGGUUGUUUUUCUUGCCCACUCUGGUUGGGGAAUAAUCUUUUAUUAAUCGGUGUAAGUUUCAGAUGACUGCAGUACCAAGAAACUGAUAACCUUUUUUGAGCUAUUUCUCCCCAACUGCUAAUACACAUACUUUCUUACCUAAAUUUCAGAAUGAUGUCUUUUUGAUGUCAAAAAAGCAAAGCCUUUUAUAUCUCACUUAGCCAGGCUUUUUAGGAACAGAGAGGUUUUUCCUUGAAAUUUGAUCGUUUAUUUGUGGCAGGGUGAAAAACAGACAAACUACCCCUAUUUAUAUGCAUAUCUCUCCCUAUAUGUAGAAAUUAUGGAUUAUAUAGAGAGAGAUAUAGCCCAAAGAUAAAUGGUAAGUAGACAGUGUGAAGGUGUUGUCCAUACUAAAAAAAAUUCAUGGAAAUUUGCAUUUCGAUCCUUUUUUCCACUUGAGAGGGGUCUCACUACAGGGAGGUGGCCAAGGAACAGCGCUUCUCGGCGGCCACCAGUUCACACGUCCCCCCUCGAAAGGCUCCACUUCUGUCAACCAAACCACUGGGUUGCCCCACUGUGACGGAGAAAACGAGCAGAUGUCAGCCCAGAACUCCACAGCCCCGUCGGUAGGAUGAGGUGUCACACACACACAAUUUCACAUGACCAGUUUUGAGUUGCUUUUUAGACAUAUGUGACUUAGAAUGACUGUAAACUUCACACAGCACAACAGAGAAAUGGGGUUUAAACUGGAUUUGCUGUUUUGAGUUUUAAGUCUCUUCUCACCAUAACAUUGUCCAAAAACUUACCUGUGUGCUGUUUAUUGUUUACCCAUCUGCCCACUGUGUUGUAAUGUCAGCCCCAAGUCAGACGCAUCUGCGAACCCUCCAUGCCAGUCAUUUUUGAAUGAUUCAUGAUCAUGCUGUUUUGAAGGAAAAGAGAGUGUAAAUUCUCUUAUGGCUCAGAUCAGGGAAUGGAUUUUUGCUUUACAUCUAAUUAAGAGAAGAAGAGUAAGUGAAGGAACCUCCGAUCAUAUUGAUCACUGUCGAAGCAAAAGCCAAAUCGAUCCCUUCAUUAUCAGUAUUCCUCAUGCUGUGCGCAGUCAAUUUGUUAGACCGAGUCCUUGGUUUUUGUUUAAUAGAACAAAGAAUCAGUGUUUUACUUAUAUGACUAAAUGUGAAAAAACACAUAAUGUGAAAAGUAUACAUACAUUAACUUGGUUGUAAGACUCAUUUGAGUGUUCAUGUAAUGUGGUAAGUUGAAAAAGUGAAGUGAGCUGUUUUACUGCAAUUAAUUCGUUCGACUCAAAGAUGAAAAUGCCCCCUCCCACGUGUAUCUCUUAUGGCCUGUAAUAAUUGAAAGCAAUGUUUUCGCAGUUUAUAUAAUGCAAUUUUUAAUCUGUGUUCAAAAAUGGAGUUCAUAUGGGCUUAACACAUGAAAUGGGUGGCACAGAUCCACUUGUAGAACCCAAAGAUACACAAUCAAUUUUGAAAUGCAACUUAAGCCAUUAAUUGUUGGUGUAAAUUUAAAAUUUUCUAGUAUUUGUAUGGUAGUAUGCUGCCUAAGAGCAAAGCAUUCUCUGCACAAAAGAAAAUUACUGUAGUGGCUUCAAUUUUAAUUAGAAUUUUCUCCCUGGUGUUUCUUUAUAGACUAAAACAAAAUCUUUUAAGUUUCUUACUACAGGUAAAAGCUAUGUGCAAGAACCUCAAAAUGCUAAAAUCUAGCAUAAUGCCUUAGAUCUGUUUUUAAGUCUUGUAUAUUCCUACAUAGCUGUCUGAUGUAUUAUAUUUGUAUAGUGAAUUGUGUACAAUUUUUGAAUAAGUGCAUCAUCACUUAACCUUUAUGUAGUUGAGUAGUGAUGAUGACAUAUUUCUGCAAACAUUUAACUGUCGUUUUUUUUUCCUUUGUCAUUUGUGAGUUUUAUUUGUACAGUUCCUCAUGAAGUUGCAUCUGAGAUGUGUGUAUAUGAAAAGAUUAUACAAGGGUAAAAUUAAGCAAUAUAUUAACUAUGGUUCUUCAGGAGAAAGCUUACAGUGUUUCAGGUUGUGAUUUAUUUUCAAAAUGGAGUUGACGCUGAACAUCACUUUGUUCACCUGCAUUGAUGUUUGUAUUUCUAGUGUGAGCAGUUUAUGCAAAGGUAGAUAUAUUGAGAGAAAUUUUAAAUACAUUUAUGCAAGUUAAUAUUGCUUUGCUGAUGCUCUUUGCUUAUUUGAUGUUAAAUAAUGCUAUUGUAAAUAAAGAAUUCUGUUGUUAUUGCAUCAUUUAAUAAAUUUUAAUGCCUUCGGGUUUUACAUGGCUUUGGA
Messenger RNA from Hipposideros armiger (great roundleaf bat), 8771 nucleotides. RefSeq names its product nuclear receptor coactivator 2 (gene NCOA2). The record is from RefSeq and is a predicted model, not a curated record. Gene Ontology annotation, cellular component: nucleus. Gene Ontology annotation, biological process: cellular response to hormone stimulus; positive regulation of transcription by RNA polymerase II. The coding region runs from base 457 to 4848 and encodes 1463 amino acids. Gene Ontology annotation, molecular function: nuclear receptor binding; protein dimerization activity. The transcript is spliced from 22 exons. NCBI's taxonomy places the organism in Eukaryota, Metazoa, Chordata, Mammalia, Chiroptera, Hipposideridae.